Molecule: messenger RNA, 1815 nt
Organism: Penicillium argentinense
Lineage: Eukaryota; Fungi; Ascomycota; Eurotiomycetes; Eurotiales; Aspergillaceae
Product: ATP-binding cassette domain-containing protein
Exons: 7
Coding region: 1-1815 (604 amino acids)
Biological process (GO): translational termination; translational initiation; ribosomal subunit export from nucleus
Molecular function (GO): ribosomal small subunit binding; iron ion binding; ATP binding
Source: RefSeq, a predicted model, not a curated record
AUGUCUGACAAGCUCACCCGUAUCGCCAUUGUCAACAGUGACAAGUGCAAGCCGAAGAAAUGUCGUCAAGAGUGCAAGAAGUCGUGCCCGGUCGUGCGCACAGGUAAACUGUGUAUCGAAGUCGACAGCUCCUCCAAAAUCGCCUUCAUCUCCGAGCGCCUCUGUAUCGGUUGCGGUAUCUGUCCUAAGAAGUGUCCCUUCGGUGCUAUCCACAUCAUCAACUUGCCCACCAACCUGGAGACUCAGGUCACCCACCGUUACUCGGCCAACAGCUUCAAACUCCACCGACUUCCUAUGCCCCGCCCUGGACAGGUACUUGGUCUUGUUGGAACAAACGGUAUCGGCAAGAGUACUGCAUUGAAGAUUCUCAGUGGCAAGCUGAAGCCCAACCUCGGCCGUUACGACAACCCGCCCGACUGGGAGGAGAUCCUGAAAUACUUCCGUGGUUCCGAGCUGCAGAACUACUUUACCAAGGUUCUGGAGGAUGACCUGAAAGCUGUUGUGAAGCCUCAGUAUGUCGACCAAAUUCCUCGCGCUGUCAAGGGUCCCGUCAAGCAGGUCAAGGACCUGAUCAAGGCCCGUGUUCAGUUGGACAACCUGGAAGAAAUCAUGGAUGUUCUCGAGUUGCACCAAGUUGCGGAUCGUGAGAUCGACCACCUGUCUGGUGGUGAGCUUCAGCGGUUCGCUAUCGGUCUUGUCUGCGUCCAGAAUGCCGACGUGUACAUGUUUGACGAGCCCUCUUCCUACCUUGAUGUCAAGCAGCGUCUGGCUGCUGCCCGUACCAUCCGUAGCCUGCUCCGCCCCGAUGACUACGUUAUCGUCGUCGAGCACGAUUUGUCAGUCCUUGAUUACCUCUCUGACUUCAUUUGUGUGCUCUACGGUCGCCCGGCUGUCUACGGUGUUGUGACCCUGCCUUCCUCGGUCCGUGAGGGUAUUAACAUCUUCUUGGAUGGUCACAUCCCCACCGAGAACUUGCGAUUCCGUGAGGAGUCUCUGACUUUCCGCCUCACUGAGGCUGGAGAUGAUUUCAUCGCUGACAAGGGCCGCGCCUUCUCUUACCCCGCCAUGGAGAAGACCCAGGGCAGCUUCCACCUCAGCAUCGAGCCUGGUCGCUUCACCGAUUCCGAGAUUCUCGUCAUGAUGGGUGAAAACGGAACUGGAAAGACCACUUUCUGUAAGAUGCUGGCUGGAGCCCUGCAGCCCGAUGGCAACACCAAGGUGCCCAAGAUGAACAUUAGCAUGAAGCCCCAGAAAAUUACCCCCAAGUUCCAGGGCACCGUUCGCCAGCUCUUCUUCAAGCGCAUCAAGUCUGCUUUCCUGUCGCCUCAGUUCCAGACCGAUGUCUAUAAGCCUCUGAAGAUCGAUGACUUUAUCGACCAGGAAGUGCAGAACCUGUCCGGUGGUGAAUUGCAGCGUGUCGCCAUUGUCCUUGCCCUGGGUAUGCCCGCCGAUCUGUACCUGAUUGAUGAGCCUUCUGCCUACCUCGACUCCGAGCAGCGUAUUAUUGCCGCUCGUGUCAUCAAGCGUUUCGUUAUGCACACCAAGAAGACCGCUUUCAUCGUCGAGCACGAUUUCAUCAUGGCUACCUACCUGGCUGAUCGUGUCAUUGUCUUCGACGGUAAGCCCUCCGUCGAUGCUCGUGCCAAGUCCCCCGAGUCCCUGGUCACUGGUUGCAACCGCUUCCUUGAAAGCCUGGACGUGACCUUCCGCCGUGACCCCAACAGCUACCGCCCGCGUAUCAACAAGUACAACAGUCAGAUGGACCAGGAGCAAAAGUUGGCAGGCAACUACUACUUCUUGGAGGAAGAGAACUGA